This is a messenger RNA of Colletotrichum spaethianum, 690 nucleotides long. RefSeq names its product endosomal protein P24B. Lineage: Eukaryota; Fungi; Ascomycota; Sordariomycetes; Glomerellales; Glomerellaceae. The record is from RefSeq and is a predicted model, not a curated record. The transcript is spliced from 2 exons. The coding region runs from base 1 to 690 and encodes 229 amino acids. Gene Ontology annotation, cellular component: COPII-coated ER to Golgi transport vesicle; endoplasmic reticulum; Golgi apparatus. Gene Ontology annotation, biological process: protein retention in ER lumen; endoplasmic reticulum to Golgi vesicle-mediated transport; intracellular protein transport.
AUGUUCUUUCCCUCGGUCGCCAAGCUGCUGCUUGCAGCUGGCUUUGUCCACUCGGCCCUGGCCCACAACAUCCAGCUGCCCGCCCACGGCCGCGAGUGCUUCCACGAGACGCUGCACCGCGAUGAUAAGAUGACUGUCACCUUCCAGGUCGGCGACCGCGAGUUUGGCAGCGCCGGCAACCUGGACAUCGACUUCUGGAUCACGAACCCCCAGGGUCAGUACGAGACCUUCGACAAGAGCGUUUCCAACGGCGACUUCUCCUUUGACGCCAAGCACGACGGCAAGUACACCUACUGCUUCGGCAACGAGCACUGGGGCGCCCACAGCAAGGAGGUCUCCUUCAACGUCCACGGCAUCGUCUACGUCAGCGAGACCGACGUCCCCGCCGACCCCCUCGAGACUGAAGGUAAGGAAGACCCAAGAAUUUGUGGCCAGGCAGUAAUUGGCGAGGAACUCAUUGGGACUAACACACGCGCGCUCUCAGUCCGUCACCUCUCCGAGCUCCUUGCCCAGGUCAAGGACGAGCAGUCCUACAUCGUCAUCCGCGAGCGCACCCACCGUAACACCGCCGAGAGCACCAACAGCAGAGUCAAGUGGUGGAACCUGUUCGUCAUUGGUCUCGUCGUCGGAGAGUCCGUGUUCCAGGUGUGGUGGCUUCGCAGAUUCUUCGAGGUCAAGAGAGUGGUUUAA